AUGGGUUGGGCUAUGGGCAAGAAUCACACUGAUGUGGGCUGCAUAGAAGAAGAGAGGCAGGCUCUUUUGGAGUUCAGAUAUAGCUUAGUCUCUUACUCAGGCAAUGCCUUUUCUUGGGAAGGCAAACAAUGCUGCAGAUGGGAAGGAGUCAAAUGUGAUGGCAUCACUGGGCAUGUGGUCACAAUUGAUCUCAGCCCAAAAAGCUAUCCAAUGGCAGAAAAAUUAAUCAACAACGACGAAGUUACAGAUUUUCCCAUCCCCUCAUUGUCAAGUAAAGCAGUGAGUCCUUCCUUGCUAGAGUUUAAACAUUUGAGCAACUUGGAUUUAAGCCUCAUUGAUUUUCAAUUUAGUCCUAUCCCUUCGUUCCUUGGGUCCAUGAAAAAACUACGGUACCUUAAUCUUUCCCACUGUUACUUUUCUGGGUCGGUACCCCACCAUUUGGGGAACCUCACCAACUUGCAAAUUCUCGAUCUGAAUGAAGUUCAAGGGCCUUUCUCAACUUUACACGUGGAUGACUUCAUAUGGGUGUCUCAACUUUCUUCUCUGCGAUAUAUCAACAUGGGAGGAAUUUACAUUCGGAAUGAGAUCAAUACCAUAAUGCAGAUAAUUUUCAAUCUCCCGUUCUUAUUAGAGGCAGAUUUUACUCAAUGUCAAAUCUUUAGCCUUGGUAGUUAUCAUGGUUUUGUGAAUUCCUCCUCAUUGCCAUCCAAGGUUCAAGUCUUGAAUCUCAGGGGAAAUGUUCUUAAUGCCAUACCUGAGGCUUUGCAAAAUAUGACAUCUCUUAGAUCCCUUGACCUUUCGGACAACACUAUUGACUUUGUUCCCUUAUGCAAUCUUGACUCAGUUCCAUUAUGGCUAGGAGAGUUCAGGUCUCUAACCCACCUGAAUCUAGCCAGGAAUAAACUUACGGGCUUUUUCCCUGUUGCCAUUCUGAAUAUUUCUUCCGUUAAAUUCCUUGACCUUUCCAGCAACAAUCUGACAUCUGCAGUUCCAUUAUGGUUCAUCAAAAGAGUUCAGCAUGUCAAUCUGACCAACAAUAAAUUCUCCACUCUCGAAAGUUCUUGUCCUUGGAAUUCCAAAAUCAGUUGCAAUCUAAAAUCGCUGGACUUGGUGCCAGGCAAUAAAUUUCAAGGAGAAACAUUUGGAGGCUCCGAAGAUAUAUCAGUAUCCAUUAACAGUGAUUUACAAGCACUGGAUUUAAGUCACAAUGAAUUGAAAGAUCUUGCCGAUAGCUUAGGCCAUCUUAAUAACCUGGUGCACUUGAACUUGGCUUCAAAUUUGUUAUAUGGCCCCAUUCCAUCAUCCCUUAGUAAUUUGACGAAAUUACGAGAACUAAUUCUUGAAGAUAAUCACUUCGAUGGAACAAUCUCAGCAUUCUUGGGGAGAUUUUCUUUCUUAAGGGUGUUAGAUCUUUGUGGCAAUCACCUAGAAGGUAACAUCCCUGAUAGUCUUGGAAAGCUUCUGAACCUGGAAAUUUUGGAUCUGUCAGAUAACUCCUUUGAAGGCGCUUUUGGGGAAAUUCUCCUUCAUAAUUUGUCCUAUCUCCGGGAUUUAAGGCUAGGAAUGAACAAGUUAUCUAUAGAGCUCGCACCCAACUGGUUACGUCCUUUUCAAUUGACAUGUCUUCAAUUGCCAUCUUGCAAAAUUGAGACACCAUUUCCUCAGUGGCUUCAAAACCAAAAGAAGUUAGCCAUGUUAGACUUAUCAAACACUAGCAUUUGGGGACCGCUUCCAACAUGGUUUCGACAAAAGGAUCUACUUGUGCUUGAUCUCUCUAACAACAAAAUUAGCGGACAACUCCCACGAAACCUCCAUGAUAUGAUGCCAAAUUUGAUUAGUCUGUUACUUGGUAAUAACGUUUUGAAUGGUUCAAUUCCGAAAUCACUGUGUAAAUUGCAAGGGCUUCAAGACAUAGAUCUUUCAAAGAAUAGAUUAUCCAGUGAGAUUCCUACCUGUUUGGGUGAAAUUGGUGGUAUUACAUUGAUAGAUCUAUCAUCUAAUGAGUUAUCAGGCACCAUUCCUAAAUCAUUUUGUAGUAUUGAUGCUUCCUAUUCAUUGCAAUCUCUGAGCCUGAGCAACAAUAGAUUUCAUGGAGAGCUUCCAUCAACAUUGGGGUCUUGCAAUGCCUUGGAGGUUUUGGAUCUUGGCAACAACGAACUAUAUGGCAUUAUACCGUCAAUUAUAUGGGAAGAUUGUAGUGUGCUGAAAAUUCUCCGGCUUCGACAAAACAAGUUUAGUGGUAAUAUCCCUUUGAGCCUAUGCCAACUCCCAGUCUUGCAAAGCUUGGACCUUGCACGUAACAACUUAAAAGGAACGAUUCCUUUUUGCCUUGGGAAUCUAAAAGGAAUGAUUCAAAAUCCGUCAUCAGACGAGGGAUCAAAGGGAUUUCUGGCUCCUGAACCUGCACUUACAGCACCAACUGCUGAUUUUGAUGGAUGGGAUAAAGAACAUGUCAAGCAAGUCAUGAAAGGAAGAGAACUAGAAUUUACAAAAAAUUUGAAGUUUGUAGUCAAUUUGGACUUAUCAAACAAUUCACUGAGUGGCUCUGUACCUGAAGUUCUAACUUCUCUCAUUCAAUUGGUUAGUUUAAAUUUAUCGCACAACCAUUUGUCAGGAGAAAUCCCUAGCAAAAUAGGGAAACUGAGGCAGCUAGAAUCAUUGGACCUCUCUUGGAACCAACUUGCAGGUCCAUUUCCAAGUAGCAUGCCGUCUUUGACUUCAUUGAACCACCUGAAUAUGUCACACAACAACUUUUCAGGGCCUAUUCCCGAGGGAAACCAAUUCUUCACUCUUGAGGAUCCAUCCAUUUAUGCUGGAAAUCAAUAUCUCUGUGGAGAACCUGUGCUCAAAAAAUGCUCUGACAAUAACACAGAUGAAGCUCCGAGAAGUGCCCAUUUUGAAGACAAGAAUGAGAAAGAAAAAAUUCUGUUUUACUUUGUUGUAGCCCUUGGUUUCAUGACAGGGUUCUGGGGAAUUAUUGGACUCCUUGUGUUGAACAAGAGUUUAAGGUAUGUUUGCUUUAGAUAUAUGGAGAAAAUAGCAGAUGAAAUAUAUGUAGCAGUAGCAAUAAGGGCAGCAAGGCUCAAGAGAAUGGGAUUGAAACUUUGGUGA
Messenger RNA from Neltuma alba, 3111 nucleotides. RefSeq names its product receptor-like protein EIX2. The coding region runs from base 1 to 3111 and encodes 1036 amino acids. The transcript is spliced from 3 exons. Lineage: Eukaryota; Viridiplantae; Streptophyta; Magnoliopsida; Fabales; Fabaceae. Gene Ontology annotation, molecular function: protein binding. The record is from RefSeq and is a predicted model, not a curated record.